Messenger RNA from Arthroderma uncinatum, 2331 nucleotides. RefSeq names its product RNA-binding protein. The transcript has a single exon. The record is from RefSeq and is a predicted model, not a curated record. Gene Ontology annotation, molecular function: nucleic acid binding. Gene Ontology annotation, cellular component: U2-type post-mRNA release spliceosomal complex. Bases 1 to 2331 code for a protein of 776 amino acids. Gene Ontology annotation, biological process: spliceosomal complex disassembly. Lineage: Eukaryota; Fungi; Ascomycota; Eurotiomycetes; Onygenales; Arthrodermataceae.
AUGGAUUCGUCGUACCGUCCGUCCUUCGCAAGGCAAAAACGAAAGAUCAGUGAUGUGGACUCGGAGGAGGAAGAAGAGGUAGAUACAGGGCCGUCGUUUGGAUUCCAGGGAUUUGCGCCUGCCUCGACCCGUUCACCUUCACCUCCGGCGACUAUGGCGCCCAAACCUCGCCCAGCAUGGAAGAAUUCCACAAACAACGGGAGAGCUGGAGCAGGCAGCAAGUCCGGUCCUGCAAUGGUGGCCAACAGCUUUGCAGCCCGUAUGAUGGCGAAGAUGGGCUACGUCGAGGGUCAAGGUCUUGGUACAAGUGGACAGGGUAUCCUUAACCCCGUCGAGACAGUCCUCCGACCUCAGGGCGUGGGUUUGGGAGCAGUAAAGGAGAAAUCGCAACAGGCAAAGGAUGAAGCCAAACGAGAGGCUGCUAGGAGAGGAGAGGUUCUGGAAACCAGCUCCGACGAAGAACGGAAACAGCGCCAGAAACGCAAAGAAAGAAGGCAGCGGGAAGGGUUCGGUGGGAGUGGAACGAGCACCCCAAGAGGCCCAUCAAAACCGAAAUACAGGACAGCAAGGGAGAUCGAGGCGGAUGCGGCCGGGCUGGCGGUCCCUAAUGUGCUCAAGUCGCUGGUCGAUGCUACAGGCAGAGAGCAGAAGCUCCUAACCUCAACCGCAGGUCUGAUGACUCCCAUGGAAUUUGUCAAUGCAGACGAGGGUGAAGCUUGGAAAAUUGCUCGCCGCGCACGUCAUGACCUGGAAGCAUUUGCGGACGAGUGGAAAGGCCUUAGCGAAAGGAAGAAGUUUGUCGAGCUGGAGGAGGCGCAGAUUGUCGACGAGAUGGACGCACAGCAAGCCAAGUUGGAGAAAGUAUCUUCAUUAACACUUGCAAUCGAAGCGUUGGAAAUAACAGGUCCUGACGAUAGCCUUGACCAGAGAUGGGAAGCAGUUACGAAGAAGUUAGAAGGGCUUGAGACGAGUUACCAGGACCUUAUUGACGAAUGCCAGCUUCCCGAAGUUGCUGUUGCUGCUGUUCAUCCACUGCUGAAAGAGUCCCUGGAAGAUUGGGCUCCCCUUUCGAAUCCUACAUAUCUCGUAUCAAAUUUCCGCCGUCUACAUCGAUUCAUGUCACACUCGAAAAAGGCCAACGGUGAGACACAGAAACACCGCCAGUCGACAACACCGUACGAAUCUAUGAUGUACUCUCUGUGGCUACCUAGGGUUCGGUCUACGUUGCUAAAUGAGUGGGAAGUGCAUAACCCUGGCCCCGCAACGUCGCUCAUAGAAGAGUGGAAGAACCUACUGCCUGGAUUCGUUUAUUCAAAUGUACUAAAUCAACUCAUUGUUCCUAAACUCAGCGCUGCCAUAAAAGCUUGGAAGCCAAGGAGCAGUAAAAAGAACAAUGGGUCGUCGCAGCACUUUCCAUGGUGGCUAUUCGAUUGGCUAAGUUAUCUAGACGAGCACCAUACAGACCCCAAGGCGCCGACUGGCCUUCUAUCUGAUGCUAAAAGGAAAUUCCGGGUACUUCUGGAUACAUGGGAUCUGAGUCGCGGUCUAGUGCCUGGAAUAGAGUUGUGGAAGGAUGUCCUCGGUACAGAGUUUGAUAAAGCCUUACAAAAUCAUAUCCUACCCCGACUAGCCCGUCAUUUGCGAGAAAAUUUCGACGUCAACCCGCAGGAUCAGGACUUGACUGCUUUCGAAGACGUCAUGAAAUGGAAACCAUUUUUCAAACCCACCGUUAUCGGCCUUCUGCUUUCCGCGGAGUUCUUCCCAAAGUGGCAUGCCAUCCUGCACCUCUGGCUCACUUCAGAUCCAAACUAUGAUGAAGUAGGCCAAUGGUUCUCCUGGUGGAAGUCGCAGAUACCAGAUGAAAUCAACGCCGUCCCUGAGGUUGAAGAGGAGUGGAGCCGUGGCCUGGAGACGAUCAAUCUUGCACUUGAUUUGGGAGAUAAAGCGAAGACAGACCUUCCUCCUCCAGCCCCUUCAGCAUCCCAUCCAGUGCACCAGAAACACGGCCAUGGUAAACAUCGUGAUAAACAUGCGACACCUGCAAACGGGAAACCAGCGAAACCACAGAAAGUCCAGGUUGAGGAGCCCACCUUUAAGGAUAUUGUCGAAGAAUGGUGUGGAGACGAGGGUCUCAUCAUGGUCCCCCUCCGCGAAGCACACCUCCAGAGCGGUCUUCCCAUGUUCAGGAUUACGGCCAGCGCCAAUGGAAAGGGCGGCGUUCUCGUGUACCUGAAGGGGGAUGUAGUAUGGGCUCAAAACAAGAAGGCCAGAGACGUCUGGGAGCCUACCGGGCUGGAUGCAGGACUGGUUUCUCGUGCGGAAGGAAAUUGA